AUGGGUUCUCUUCCUUAUGUUGUAGAAGACUUGCAUGGCAUUCUUCAACUCUUUAGUGACGGCUCCAUUUACCGUUGUCAAAACAUCGACUUUCCGCCUUUUCCACUCGAAGACGAGGAUGGUUCCGUCGAGUGGAAAGACUAUUGUUAUGACAAACUCCAUGACCUCCAUCUCCGAAUUUACAAACCCAAAUCCAUCACCACCAAACUUCCGGUCAUAAACUACUUACACGGUGGCGGAUUUUGUGUUGGAUCGUUUGCAUGGCCACACGUACACAACCUUUGCCUUCGAAUGUCUUCUAGCCUUGAUGCAAUUGUGGUAGCUACCGAUUACCGUCUCGCACCAGAGCAUAGGGUCCCAUCAGCUCUCGACGACUCGCUUUGUGCUCUCAAGUGGCUCCAAGGUUGUUGCGAUGAUCAUCAUGUAAUUAAUAAUGUUGAUUGUUUUGAUUUUGACCGGGUUUUCAUAAUUGGAGACUCUUCUGGUGGGAAUAUAGCCCACCAUCUGGCGGUCCGGCUAGGACCUGGCUCGAGUGAGCUAACACCCAUCAAGAUACGAGGGUAUGUGAUGUUGGCACCGUUCUUUGGAGGAACAAAGAGGACCAAAUCCGAGGAACAAGGAUUGCCGGAAAAGUUCCUUAACAUGGAUACUAUUGACACGUUUUGGAGAAUGUCAUUACCGGUUGGAAAAACAACGGAUCAUCCCUUUGCAAAUCCAUUUGGGCCUAACAGCCCGAGUCUUGAACUAGUUAAGCUUGACCCAAUACUUAUCAUUGCUGGAGAGAAUGAAGUUUUGAAAGAUAGAGUGAAACUAUAUGCACAAAGGUUAAAAGAGCUUGGGAAAAUAGCACGUUACGUCGAAUUCCAAGGGAAAGAACACGGGUUUCUGUUUGAUGAGCCUCAUUGUAAAGCUUCCGAGUCACUUUUCAAUCUCAUCAAAGAUUUCAUGGUUGAAUUUUCUAGUUAA
Molecule: messenger RNA, 966 nt
Organism: Erigeron canadensis
Lineage: Eukaryota; Viridiplantae; Streptophyta; Magnoliopsida; Asterales; Asteraceae
Product: probable carboxylesterase 15
Exons: 2
Coding region: 1-966 (321 amino acids)
Molecular function (GO): hydrolase activity
Source: RefSeq, a predicted model, not a curated record